CAUGUGAUGGUGCAGAAAAGUUAAACCUGUGUCGUACAUUUUAAUACCGAAUAGUUCGAAAAAUGUCUCAAAUCCACACCGGUUUGAUUUUCAAGGGGAAAUUUACACCAGUUUGUAUCAACGAAUUUCUAAUCUAUGAACACAACGGAAUAGCUUAAAAUACCAUCAUUUUAGGUUAGUGUGUUACUAACUACUCACCGGUCACUUGCUUGGUUCUUAUCAUUUACAAGCGUUCCUUUUUCAACACACAAAUUGGGUAAUAACUAACGAGUUCACUUGGGCUCAGACUAAAAUUUAUUUUAUAAACAAAUAUUUAUAAAAUACAUUUUGUUUCCUAGUUUAGUUUUGUUCGAACAGUUAUCUGUAUAUAACGGUAUAGUGUUCCUACAAUAUUACAACAAUGAUACCUAAGAUUGAUCUUCGAAAGUAUGGAGAGUAAGUAAAUUGAAUUUGGCACUUUAUUUUUCAAUUUUUUUUUUUUGAAAAUAUAUGUUUUUUGACACUGAUUUUGAAAGUGUUUGUUUUUUUUUUUUGCGGAACCCAUUAUUCAGGAAGUUCUUAAAGUUUGAAGUUUACCGCUAAUACGGUACAAAUGUCGUUGUACUCACUCAGAUUGUUUUAAAUAUUAACACCCUCAAUUUGUUUUGCAAAACUAUGAUGGAUAGGUAACAGGAAAAAAAUUAUUUGAGGUUAACUUCUGGGCAUAAUUAAAAUGUUUAAAUCACAUAUGGAGAUUACACACUUGUUAAUGUUAAAAAAAAGUGAAACAAUCUUUUAAGAUCAGUAGAUAUCGAACAUUUUGAACUAUGGUCAAAUGUGAAAAAAGUGUUUGAAAAACAACUAGGUAUUUAAUCAAAACCACAAUAACGACAAAAUUGAAAUUUCCAUAACUUCCUUGAACAAAAAAAUUAAAAUAUUUUCAAAAUCAGAGGUGAAAAGUAAACAUAAAAAAAAAAAUUGGUAAAAAUAAAAGGUUCCCAGUAAACUAGAUUUAUACCCAAAAAAAUAAAUGAAAUUAUGUAGUUAACUAAAGUUGACAACAACUGGAUAACUGAGGUAGGUAUUCCAUAAUAUUAUAUGCAGUAUUCACUGUUAUACCUAUCUUAUAUCAUUCAUUUUACUAUACAGAUUUUACCAAAUAUUAUUCUUAAAAUAUCCAAUAAGUGAAUUUCACACAUUUGCCUAACAUAUAAUUUUUGUAUGUUUUUUUAUCUGCAGUAUAUUAUUUUCAUUUUAAAUGCAUAAUCUAUAAAUAUAAUAUAUAAUUUUUAUAGCAAAAUAUUAAAACAUCAAAAAUACUCGAGUGCCAGAAAAUAAUUUCUUGGCGGACGAGAACUAAACCAGUCCCAUUUAAAAAUGUAUGAAAAAGUAAAAAAACAAACAUUUAUUAAAAAAUUAGUAACUUUAGAUUGUUUAUGAUUUUGAUGCAAAGUAAUUUUGUAUACAGUAUGUGUUUGUUUAUUGGAAUCACAAACACAACUAAAAUAUACUGAUGAAUGGUAACUAUUGAUUGGUUUAUCCAUGAUUAAUAAACCAGUUAUGUUAGUAACUUUGCUUACUUUGGCAAAUUCUAUAUAUAUAAGAAAACAAUUGUUUAGUCUAUCUAAAUGUUUAACCUAACCUUUCGGAAAAACUAAUAACAUUAAUAGUUUGAUUAAAAUUGUUAAUAGAAAAGUUGUCUACAGAAAAAAAUAAAUAUCUUUGUGAAACCAUAAGCUUCGCUCCACUCAGAAUCUAAAAUGAGUUUGCAUAAAAUAAACUAAAAGGCACUUAUAAUUGCUGGACUGCUAGUGACUCACUGAAGUCAUUAAAAUUCACUUUUCAACUCUUAAACUCUUCAUUAGUAAAGAUUUUUAGAUUCUACAAUGUAGCAAAAUGUUUGAUGUAUUUGGUCUCUUUAAUUUUUAUAGGUAUUUCAAAUAUUUUAACAUUUUUUCAAUCUAGUUAUUUUGUUUUAAACAUGUUCUAUUAAACUAUUUUUCCCAAUGACAUGUAAAUGUUUUAUAGUUUUAGUCAAGCAUUAGUCACCAAAUAUUCAUAUUGUGCGUUUAAACGUUAAAUAAUAAACAUUUUAGUCUAUAAUACGGUGAGCAGCAUAGGCGUACACACAGGGCAUGCCAAGUGUGCUUGUGCACUACCCAGAAAUGUUUAACAGACUUUAUCUCAUUUCAUCUUAAAUACAUAGAAAAUAUAAAAGUUUUAUAUUUUGUAGACUAUUUAUUUUUUUAACUUGUUUUCAGUUACUACUUUAACAUAAAUUAUUUGACUUGUAUCAGUGUUUAUUGUCUUAUUUUUAUAUUAAAAUCACUUUCAAAAACUAUAUACAUAUAAUAAUUUAUGCAAAUCAUAGAAUACAAUAAAUUGAGAAUACCUAACUAGGUACCUAAGUUAGUUAUACAAAACAAAUUAUACAUUAUAAAUUGUUUUAAAUAAUGAUAUUAGUUGAGUUUUAUUUAUUUAACGAGUUGUAAAAUGUAUAGUUUUUGUAUUUUAUGUAAAUUGUAAUAUAUAACUAUAUAAUUUAAUAAAGCGUAAAAAAAUUAUUUCAUAAAAUUAAAAACAAAAAAUUUACUAUAAUUUUAAAGGUGAAUUGUUUUAUAUUUAUUUCCCAGAUAAUCUAUUCAUACUCCUAAUUUUAAAAAGAACAAUUUAUUUUGUCUUAAUUUUUAGCUAAUUCUUAAGCUAGGAUCAUUUUAUUUUACGUGAUUGCUCACUUGUUAAAUUUUUUCUAACAAUAUAUAUAUUUAUAUAAUUUCAUUGAAAUAUGAAUAACUGUCAAAGAAUUUAAUCUUAUCAAUAAUAUUGGUGUUAUUAGUUUCAUAAUCGUGUAGAUAAAUUAUUCGUGGAAGGGUAGUUAAUUAUCAUAGAAUUGAUAUAGUAAAGUUAUUAAGGUAUUAAUUAGUAAUAAGUUGUAGGCAUGUUAGAUUUUUUCUUAUGAUACAAGCUAUUGUGGGUUAAGCAGAUGUAUGCCUUUUUUUUAACAUUUGUAGUGUCACGUGGUGUUAUUUUUAAAAAUGCGGAAAAUAUGUAUAAAGUUAAUUUUUUUUAAGCUCAAAAACAUAAUGGGUUAUAGUAUAUAUACAUAUUGAUAAAAAUUUAAUUUAAAGUUUAAAUGCAACCCACCUUCUAAAUGUAGAAAUAUGAGUAUAUAGGUACAAAUUGUAUUUUUUGUAAUAUAAAGGUUUUAUUUUUGAUGGCGAACAACUAGAUCCCUAUGCACUUGUUUAAGGGUUAAUAGAAAAUUGUGUAGUGAAUAAUAGUCAAAUCCUUUAAAAAAAUAGUUCUCAUAGUGAAUGUUUUUAUCUUUUAUUUGUUAAAAUAAUUUUUACUAUAUUGUACUAUAUUAUUAUUUACUAUAAUGGACAAAUAUGGAAAAUUAAUUUUAAAAAAAAUAAAAAUUUUUAAAUAUACAUAUUGAAUAUUUAGUUACGUUCGAAAAAAAAUAAUGAUAAUUAGAUUUUUAUUUUUAAAUUUGUGUAUAUUUAAUAAAGACAUAAAAUUUUCAAAAUUUAUAUGUGAAAUUUGUGUUUGAAAGUCUGAAAAAUAAUGAGAGAUCUUGUCUAAAUUUUAUCGUUCUUAAAAUUGAAGUGAAAUUUGAUUGGUUCAGGUUAACCACAAUUUAUUAUUUCAUGGGAGAAAAUAUUUGCUUGAAUAUUACAGUGAAAAAAAAAUAGCCAUUUACAACAUAUUAUCUAAUAAAGAUAUGAUAUCUUUGUGUUAAAGAAAUUACUACAAUUUUGGAAAUUCAUAUUGUUUAAAUAUGAGUAGCAUAUAUUAUAUUUAGAUCAAUUAUUUUUAUUCUAAUUGGUGGUUCAUAUAGAAAUCAAAGUGUUGUUAUAGUCAUUACCUAUAAAAUUCAAAAUUGGUCUGUUAAAUCUUGCCUCGGAAUUAAUUUAAUGCGAUCCAGUAUAUAAUAUAUUGAUGUUUUUUUUGACAGAUGAUUUCAAUGUAGUACCAUAUGAAAUAAUGUUUGUUCAAUUUAAUUGAUUUUGUAUUAUUUGUAUAUAUAUAUAUAUCUAAUAAUAUUAUGGUUUUCAUAAUUUUUAUUGUAGUCUUCAUGGUGAACUGAAGAUCAAUUACUCUAGUCUACCUAUUUAUGGACCAUUUGAAAGACAAUUAUUAAGUAAUUGGGGCCAAUCUAAAAUAGACCGUGAUACUGUAAUGGUAAUAUAUCAUAAUAAUUAUAUCAGUAUCAAAUUUGCAUUUGUUUUAACUAAUUAAAAUUAUAUUUAUUUAUUUAGAUGUUAACUAAUAUUAUUUUACUUUCUAUUAUAAAGUUACUUUAUUGAUUUUAAAUUUUAUAUGAUGCUUUAAAUUAUUGUUUUAUAAUAGUACAUAAUUUUUUUUCUAUAAUUUAAGCAUUUAAUAUUGGUUUCUAGUUUAGGAUGAGAAGUUAUAGUUACCAAAGAAGAGGUAAAAUUGUCAAAAAAAUCAAAAUAAGCAUACAAAAAUUCACUAAAUAUGAAAAGAAAUAAUGCAAUUUUAUUUCGAUAAAUAUUUUUUACAUAUUUUUGAAUAUUUUGGCAUUUUAAAAUUUUCAGAGUAUAUUUCAAGGAUUUUAUACAUAUUAAAAGCAUAUUUAGGAUUUUAUCAAUUUUCAUUAAUAUAUUAUAAAAGUAGUAUGGAAUAUCUGUAAGCAACAAUAAAUCAUUGCUUAUGAAAAAAGAUUCUGAGCAGAGUUCAGUUAAUAGUGUUGUUUUGUCACAAUAUAUAUCAUAUUAUGGUAAAAUGAUUAAAACAAUGUGUGUUUCUAUGACAGCAAUGAUUGUUUAAUAAAGAUUAAAAUAAUAAAUAUUUAAUAACAAAAAUAAAUAAAAACGGUUGCCAAUGACAACAUUAUUUUUAAUCUUUCAAUUUUUUUAAUCUAAAGAACUAUGUUUUCCACAUUAUCUCAAAUAUUAAUGAGAAUUAUAAAAAUGGUCUCUCUAAAGUAGCAUCCAGAGAGAAUUUCCUUUCAGAAAAGGUGCUAUACUUAAUAAUAAGAGAGUAUGCUUUCUGGUAGAAAAUGUGUUCACAUAAAAAAAAUAAAAAAAUAAACAUCUUUCUAAAAUCAAUACAUUCUUCGCUAAACUCAGAAUCUAAAUCAGUUCUACAAAAAUUAAUGAUUAACUAUUGAAUCAAUGAUUACAAUUUAGUAAAACAACAAAAGAAAACAAAGGAAAUGUUUUGAUACAUGUCAUUUGUUUCACUGAACCGCUAAAGCUUUUUUAAUAUUUCCUAAUUGUAUUUUAACAGACAAUCAAAUAGGAUAAGGUAUUUACAAUUUAUAUUAAAGUAUUAUUUGAUAAUAAAAUAAUAAUACUAUGUAUUAUAACAAAUAUAUCUUUUAUUUGUUAGGUUUGAAUAUUAUAUUAUUGAAAUUACAGGUUUUGUGUUCUACUAUUGUUUUAUGAAAUAAAUUUUAUUUAAAAAUAAUUAUCAUUUUUAUUAAAAAAGGCAUUUAUAUGUACUAAAAAAUCAUAAAUAUUAUUAAAUUCUUAAAUAAUUAUCAAAAUAUAAAAAAAAAUAUGAAAAAACAAAAAAAAAACUAAUAUGAACUUCUUAGGUUUUGAAACAUAUUUUUGACUCACAUAGCUAUUAUAAAAAAUAUGUAAUUUCUAUAACUUGUCAUCUCUAUUUUUAGUGAAGUAGUACACUUUUAGUUUACUUAUUUUCAGGCUUUAAAUAUUAUGAAUAUCAAUCGAAUGGCACCUGUACAACAACAUUCGUUUUUUUACUUGAUGAACCAUUAUAAUACGGCAAUAAUUGGUUUUUCAAAGGGAAAGUCUACUGCCUAUUUAGCAAGUAUAUUUUCCUUGAUUCUGAACAAUAGUAAUGAUAAUCAAACUGUAAGUUAUAACAAAUUAUGAUUUUAUUUACCUUAAUAAAAAUUAUUAAUUUUACUUUUAUGUCAUUAGAAUAACAUAGGCAUCAGACCAAAAGCUAUAAUACUUAGUAGUUCGUUAGGAUCGUGCUCUGACCUGGAAUAUUUAUCAAAAAUAUUUAACAAUGCUACACAUAAAACUAAACAGAUUAAAGUAGUUGUAGCUUAUUCUUUUAUUUCAGAAUCAAAAAUAAUAGUGAGUGAAAUACUAAUAAAUGCAUUUAAAAAUUAUUUUUCAUUAUGUUUAAUACUUUAGUCCUAUAUUAUUUAUAAUUUGUUAUAUUAAAGGGUACUUUAUUGAAUGGAUGUGAUAUUUUAAUUACCACACCUACUACUUUAGUUAAUAUAAUAAACAAAACAAAAUCAUUAUUUCAUUGGAAAAAUCUAAAACAUGUUGUUUUCGACAACAUAGAUCUGAUGCUGACAAGUUAUGAGGAUCAGGCAAUUAAAUAAUUAUACAUCUAUAAUACCUCUGUCUUUAAUCAAAAUGUUAAUUUAAAAUAAGUAAACUUUUUUAGAUGCCUUGUUUAUUAAGUUAUUUGUUAAAAUUUAAAAAUAAGUCAAAUGAUAUACAAUUCAUAUCUUCGUCGGUCUCAUGGUCUAAGGAUAUUGACAAUUUUUUAAAUCAGUUGUUUGUUAAAUGGCAAUAUAUUUUUGGAUCUCAUCUAGAAGCUACACGUUACAUGCAAAUAGGAUUUAGUCUUGUACAAGUCCAAAAUGAUAAACUCGAAAAAAUAUUAGGUAACUAAACAUUCAUUUUAAAUAUUUUUAUCUGAAUAAAACAAUAUUUUGUGAAAUUCUUGUAUUUAUUUAGAGUUUUUAAAGAAUAAUAUUAAGUAUCGAAAAUGUGUUCUUCUUACAUCGAAUACUAGUGAGUUAGAUAUAAUUUAUGAUUACAUUAAGCAAAACAGUUCUGAUAUAGAAGUAUUGUUACCAGGUCCAUUGAAAUGUUCUUUUGGUAAAUAUUAUUAGUAAAAUUGUUGAGUUUUAAUAUUAACAUUUAUGAAAGUUGAUUUCCAAUAAUCUUAACCUUACCUUUUUCUAGUUUAUACUGUACAAAAGUGGUAUCUACCACUCGAAAAAAAUCAGCUUAUAUUCAUUUGCAGCGAUGAAAUGAUGUUUGAUUUUUAUAUUGAUAAUGCUGAUUGUUUAAUACAUUACGAUAUUCCUGUUGAGAAAAGUUCAUUUUCAAUAAGGUUUAGCGUCUUGCAAGAUCCAAAUAAUAUAUUUACAGUUAGAUUUUUGCAUUUUUGAUAUUUGAAUUUUUUGAAUUGUUAAUAUAAUUUAUAUUUCAUUUGUUUUUAGGAAAAAGAGCGUAGUUCUUAUAUAUUUUUAAGCGACAAUAGUAAAGACAUGAUUCAAUUGCCAAAAAUAGUUGACAUAAUGCAGACAUUUGGUAGAGUGGAACCAAUUCUACUAAAAUACACUAAGGUUAGAAAAGUUUUAAAUACUUGAGAAUAAAUUAUAGUGAUUACAGUGAUUUAUUAUGUAACAUUAUACUAUUAUAGAAUAUUUUUUCUUCGUUUUAGUUCUAUAAUUUUAAUGGAAUUUGACUAUUAUUAUGUACUUAUCUUCUCAAGCCUGUGCUAUCUGAAACAGUUGUUGUUAAUCUGGUCCAUUCCUAGAUGUUUUGAAUCCAUUAUAUUUGUGGUCUUCUAUGUCCUCUCCUACCUUCAAUUUUUCUUUUGACUAAUUAGCCUAAAUAUUGUAUAUUUAUUAACUCACAUUUUAUGUUAAAGUAACCUGAUUCACAUAUUUUAUUAUGUUUAUAAUUUAUGUUUCUUUCCCUAUGUGUUUUAAAACAUUUUUUUUUUUGUUACAUAGUAAGUCCACAUUUUGGAAUGUUUCUAGACAUUUGCAUGUGGACUUUGUUAAGGUCCAUAUUUUCACUCCAUAUAGUAGAAUCAAAUGUUGUUGAUUUGGCUUACUAUCAAAACUUUACUUUUAUUUAUAUUCAAGUUUAUACUAUAUGCCUAGUAUGCCGUGGAUAUUUGGUCUAUUAGUUUAUGUAGAUCUGUGGCAGUAUCAGUCAAGAAUAUUGUAUUGUCUGCAUAUCUUAGAUGGAAAUCUGUAAUAACUCUGACUGUAUUAUAUUAUUCUGGAACAAAAGUUUACUUCUCCUCCCCCCCUAAAAAAAAAAUGUACGAACCGUGUAGACAUGGACGUAAAAAUCAGAAAUUGAAAAAUAUUCAAACCAAAUUUGACUGUAAAUCAAACCUACUGUCCUUUGCUGGAAAAUAAAUUGUUAAUCUUAAAAAUAUUGUAAAAUGUUUGAAUUAUAUUUACAUGUAUUGUAUCAUUUUUGAAUAUACAUAGCCAAAUGCCUAUUAUCAAAGCCAACAAUACCUGUGUACUCUUUUUGUCUACUAAUCUUUUAAGUCUUAUAAAGGUGUUUAUCCCUGCUCAUUAAAAUUCAGUUAUGAUACACCCAUCUCGAAAUCUGGUAGUCAUAUUAUAUCUAAUUAUAGACCAAUAUUUGUUCAGUUAGUUUCAUAUUUCUACAGUUUUCAAAAAACCAGUCUUAAUUAAUAAAAUAGAACCUUACUUUAAUAAUAUUAUUAUUGAGUAGCAACAUGACUUUUCUGGGCUGUUUGUGUACCACUUGCAACUUGUGUUCAUUAAUUUUGUUUUUAUUGUGUUCUACCAAAGACUUAAAGUAGAUGUCUUAUAUACUGAUUUUAAUAAGACUUUUAGCUUAGUUAAAUUAAAGUGUAAGUUCUUAAAAAAAUUGGUUUUCUGAAUAAAUUUUAUCUUAGUUUAGUUCAUAUAUUAGGAUAGAAUUAUAUACCAAUGGCUCAAUCUAUUCAAAACAAAGUCUAAUCUAUUUUUGGCUACAUCUAGUUUUCCUUAGACACUUGUCCCUACUUUUAUUUUUUUACUUAUUAAUAUUGUAGUACUUAGGUUAUUAAUUUGUUUCUCAGACGUAAUAAAACUAUUAAAUACAACAGAAAAAAAAUAUUGACACUAGUUUCAUAGAUUUCUGAUAAGGUUUUUUCCACAUUUGUUUUUAAAAAUGAAUAAUAAAAUAUUCACUUUUUUUAAAUUCAAACAUUUUUUUAUUUAAGGACACUUAUUAACUUUGUACAAUUCAAUUGUUGUAUGUACAUACAAUGUGAAACUAUACAAUGUAGGUAUCAAAAGAAUAAUCAAUAUUAAAUAAAUAACAAACAUCAAUGAACUAGUUUAUUAAAAUGUAUGUAUUUUUAAUAUUAUUUUAGAUUAUUAAAGAACGUUUAGAAGAACUAAAAAAAAAUAGUAUAUUUUGUUAUAAUAUUGAAAAAUUUGGAAUUUGCCCAAAUUCUACAACUUGCAAGUAUCGUCAUGUUUUAUUAAAGGAAAACUAUAAGCCCAAUGAUAAUAUUCCCAGGUUAGUAUACAUUUCACUAUGUUUAGUAAAAAUGUAA
This is a messenger RNA of Cinara cedri, 9267 nucleotides long. The record is from the annotation of a GenBank genome assembly. Lineage: Eukaryota; Metazoa; Arthropoda; Insecta; Hemiptera; Aphididae.